CCACAACAAAGGUAGAGCAUAAAGAAAUGGCAAGGUGCGCUACAGCGGUUCUCGUGGCAGUGGUGGUGGCCAUGCUGGUGGCUACGCCUCAUAUUAAUGCUACAAUAUCUUGUGAACAGGUUGUAAUCUGGUUGACCCCCUGCAUUAGCUAUGGGAUUUUUGGGGGGAAGGUGGCGCCUGAGUGUUGUUCCGGCAUGAAGGCACUCAACGCUGCUGCUAACACCACAGCGGAUCACAGGAGCCAGUGUCAGUGUGUUAAAGAAGGUGCUGCAAGGAUCCCUGGACUCAACUACACCAAGGUCAAUGAGCUGCCUGAUAUAUGUGGGACUCAUUGUCCCUACCGUCUUACCACUGAUCUUGACUGCUCAAAGGUGAACUGAGUGUUCAAGGAAGGUGGGCCUACGAGAUGCAAUAAGGCUUAUCAUGGAAGUGCAAACCCAGAAAUGAAUAAGGCUUCUAGUAAAAGUUAAAUAAAGACCAAUUUGAUUGUAACCAAUAAGAACGAUGAGGUUCAAAAUGUUGAACUUUGUAUUUGUUUAGUGCAAGAAAAUAAUAUAGUAGUUAAUCUUUG
Rubroshorea leprosula is the source of this 571-nucleotide messenger RNA. NCBI's taxonomy places the organism in Eukaryota, Viridiplantae, Streptophyta, Magnoliopsida, Malvales, Dipterocarpaceae. The record is from the annotation of a GenBank genome assembly.